Molecule: messenger RNA, 669 nt
Organism: Closterium sp. Yama58-4
Lineage: Eukaryota; Viridiplantae; Streptophyta; Zygnematophyceae; Desmidiales; Closteriaceae
Source: the annotation of a GenBank genome assembly
AUGGACGGCAUCCGCAUCACUACAGAAAUCAGCGCCACAUCGUUCACGCUACUUGACAUCACCUUCACCAAGGGUAAGCAGUGGGAGUCGACGAGAGGGGAAGAUGCGAGAGGCGGUUUUCUAGACACCUCGGUGUACCAGAAACCGAUGAACGUCUAUCAGUACUUCCCUUUCCGAUCGGCGCACCCGCGACACUGCAAACGAGGAUUCAUCAUUGGUGAGCUAUACCGAUACCUCCUACGGGAGUCAUCCGAGGUAGGCUUCCAAAUGAUGAAAUCAUCCUUCGCAGCGCGUCUGCGAGCGCGCGGUUACCACUCGAAAUUCAUCCAGCAGAUCUUUGAUGAGGUACAGUACAGCGACCGCGAUACACUCCUGCAACGAUCAGAGAAGGGUAAGCAACGAGACGGCAGAGUGCUGCCUUUUGUGCUCGAAUACCACCCUAAUCUCGAACACCCAAAGGUGAGGUCUCUACUCCGCUCGGAGAUGAGUAAGGCAGCACUAGAGACCCUUGUAGCGCCACGUGAGCGGCGUCGGCAGAGUCUGUUGUACUUUGGUGCCUUGCUUGUCACAUUUCGUUGCUGGGGCUGCGCCCCCCCCAAACCCCCCCCCCCCCCCCCCCCCCCCCCCCCCCCCCCCCCCCCCCCCCCCCCCCCGCUUCUCAACACCUGA